AUGCACAUAUCUAGAACUAAACAUUUGUCUGAGAACUUUACUUGGUUGGAGCUUCUUCUAAAGGAUGGUUCAUGUGAACACAAUCCUUCUAGUUGUUAAGAAACAACAUAUCAGCUUUUGGAACCUCUUUUACUCUGUUUUGAAUCUAUGUUCUGAGGUGCUAGGUGAUGAUCGACUUCUUGAUAGAAAGGUUCAUUAAUCAUCUAGAAGGGUGUGAUUACGUGGAUCUCUAUUGUUGCUUCUUAGAAUUUGAGAACUUGAAGAAGGUAGAACUAGAAGGAGAAGAUUAAAGAAAAGUUGCGAGCCAUUAAGCCAUGUGCUACUAUUCUGAGGAUUGUAAAUGCAAAUGCAGCCCUCUUAGUUUUCUCUUUGGCCUGCCUUUUGCCUUCUUGAUCUUGACUCUCUUGUCUUCAUCUCCCUUGUUAUUUUGGAAGAAACACAAUCAACAUAAAGGCUUUAAUGGUGACAUUUAAUUUGAUAUCAAUUAUUUCUUGCAGGUAUCAAUAAAAUUUAAGGAGCUAUUACUGCAGGUAUCAAUGUUAUUCCUAUAUUUUUUGCACUCACUAUCACCGGUCUCGGGUCAAGGGUUAGUGUUCGCGGAUAAACCCAUCCAUCAGCGAAGCUAUAAAUUUGUGUGUUGUACUGCCUACUGUGAUGAAGAGUCUUCGAUGGACAUACUUCAACUCGUUUUCUGCAUUCACUCACACCCCAUAUGAUGUAUGGGAUCAAAUUUCUGACGGUUUUUUGCGGAUUGUCUUCCUUAGGCUUCCCUUGAUGAUUAAGGGUUUGUGAAAAGCUAUUGGAUAUCAAUGGCCAAUGACAGGAUUAGCACGUUACCAGAUGAAGCCCUUUAUCACAUUCUCUCUUUUCUUCCAACUCAAAUGGCUGCAGCCACAAGUAUUCUUUCAAAGAGGUGGACGCCACUGUGGCUCUCAGUUCCUUCUCUCUUCUUUGACGACCAAAGCUACCUCCGUAACCACAAACCCUAUCUAUAUUUCACAAAAUUCAUAUAUGCAACCAUUCUCGACAGAGAUGUGCCCAUUAGAAUGUUUCGUUUGCAAUGUGAGGCUUCUAGUUCCGAUCUUUCUGGUUCCGAUCUCAAAAUAUGGAUCAAAGCUGCAAUACAACGUGGACUUGAGAACCUCUACAUCCUGCUGCCCCCUAUACCUAAUGUUUUUCGACCGAACUUGAGCAGCUGCAUUUUCUGCUGCAAAACUCUUGUUGUUCUCAAGUUGGUAGGGUUAAAUGUGGAUGAAUUUUCUUCUGUUGACCUUCCUUCACUCAAAACUCUGCAUUUUCACAAUGUUGUGUUUCAAGAACCGCAUUAUUUUUUGGAUCUUCUUGCUGGGUGUCCAAUUCUUGAGUAUAUGCAUCUGACGCAUGUAUACUAUAUCUAUGCCGAUGCUGUUGAUUAUAUUCCUAGUGACAGGAACUUUGGAAGCUUAUCUAAGUUGGUCAGGGCAGAAAUACAUAGCAUUGAUUUUGAUACUUUUGUAGAAUCUCUUGGCAUUGACAAGUACCUGGAAGACAUUCCAAUUUUUCCCAGUUUAACUCAUCUGGAGCUUAUGUGGUGGGGAUGUAAAAUGAAUUGGCCUUUGGUGCUUUCAAUGCUCAAGCAGUGCCCUAUGCUUCAAAACUUUGUCCUUAAUAUGGAGACAAGUACUGAUUUUGAUGAUGUGGUUUGGAUUUCACCCCCAGUUGUCCCUGAAUGCCUUUCUUCACAGCUUAGGAAAUGUUCCAUGACAAAUUAUGAAGGCACGAAAAGUGAGCUCAAUUUUGCAGAAUAUGUUAUGCAGAAUUCAAGAGCUUUACAGACGAUGACAAUAAGCACCCGGUGUUCCUCAGAAUUAAUGGUCGACAAGCUUGAACUGUUUGAAAAAUUGUCCUCAUGCCCAAGGAGUUCCAGGAUUUGUGAACUUUCAUUUACAUGACAAUGAAGGACAGGCUCUACUUGGUAGAUGGAAAUUGUGUUUUAGAUUAUUGCAUUUGAAUUUGGUUUACCUACAGAUAGUACAACUGCUAGUCUUUUGAAGGACAUGGUAUCUGUCUCUUGUUCAAUAAUAGUCCUUAAAUGUCAUAAUUUUUCAACGAAGUGAAGAUUUGUGUUUUUAAUAAAAUGACUAGCUCCUUUUAAGCUAUACAAGUA
Molecule: messenger RNA, 2146 nt
Organism: Lotus japonicus
Lineage: Eukaryota; Viridiplantae; Streptophyta; Magnoliopsida; Fabales; Fabaceae
Product: F-box/FBD/LRR-repeat protein At4g26340-like
Exons: 5
Coding region: 810-1931 (373 amino acids)
Molecular function (GO): protein binding
Source: RefSeq, a predicted model, not a curated record